ACGUCGCCGCUGAAACAGCUGUUAUAACCUAUUUUCCCAAUCGUUCCGAUCGUAGUGAAGGAGACACAGUUUUUGAGAUUUGAUUUAACAAAAUGCAGGAACAGGAUAUCCCGAUCGACAUUAAUGCUGGAAAGUUAUUGGACUGGCUGAUUAAUCGGAGGCACUGCAAGAAGGAUUGGCAUACGAACAUUUUGACCAUCAGGCAGAAAAUUAAUAAUGCGAUACAGAAUAUGCCUGCUCAUGAUGGCAUUGCCUCAUUGUUGUCCGGCGCAUAUAUAAAUUACUUUUACUGCGUGAAAAUCGUAGAAAUCUUGAAGGAGACGGAAGCCGACACGAAAAAUUUAUUCGGGCGUUACGGCUCGCAAAGGAUGAAAGAUUGGCAGGAGAUUUUGCGAUUGUACGAAAAGGAUAAUGUAUAUCUCGCCGAAGCCGCCCAAAUGCUCAUGAGAAAUGUCAAUUACGAAGUUCCCAGUAUCAAGAAGCAGAUACAGAAGCUGGAGCAAUCGUUAAUUGAAUUGGAGAAGAAAGAAGCAGAACAUAAAAAAUCUGAAAAUAUUGCACAUACAGAGUACAACGCGCUAUGCAAACAGUUAGGUAUAACUGGUUAUAGUACAGUCAGACGCGAGUUAAUGGACAAGGUGAAAGAAUUGCCAGAAAUUUAUCAGAAGGUGGCAGAGAAGACGAAGAGCUUGGACAAGGUUGUGGAGUUUUACAGUGCAUUUGUCGAAUUUACCUUCGGCCAGCAAUACGACAGUGAUUGCGUGUCGAUGAUUAAAUAUGUCAUUGACAAAGGAAACACAACGAUGUUUGAAUAUACUUACGGAGAAGUACCGGUGUCGAUAAUUGAGCCGUCGUUAAAUAUUAAAGCGGAUGAAGAUGAAAGUAAUGGGAGGCCUAGUAUGGACGCCAAUGCCAUUGAUUUCGGCAACUUGGAUCUGGAUGGAGAGAUUGAUUUUGGCGAAGAAGUUAGUUUAGACGUAGGAGGCGAUAUCGAUUGGGGAGACGAGAGCGCGGAGCAACCUACCGCGGGGGAAGCAGAUUGUAAUGUCUCUUUAGAGGAGUCGGGUAUAGUUGUGGAAGCAGAUGGUCACGAAGGUGGCGUGGCUAAGGGGUCUGAAGCUUAUACGAUAUUAGACAAUCCGACAACGAGAUCGGAAUUUAUCAACCAGUUGUUUGAGUUGGAGGCAUUUAUGAAGUUACGUCUGUACGAAUUCAAAGGCGACGACAGGAACAAUCUUCUCAGCUUCAGUCAGAUGCAGGAUGCCUCACCUAUUCUGCAACUUUCCACCAUAGAGACCACUCAGAACAUGCUGGAUAACGUUCAAGUUAUUCUCUCCGAGAUGUUGCAUAACAAUGUUCAGCAUUUACAUAAUAUCAAACAUUAUUCAAGAUACGUGGACAUAGUGGCUACUACUUUAAAACAAAAAAUAAAUCAGAUCGAUCGAAUGGUAGCCCAACAAGAAUCCGUGCGACAGAAGCAAGAUGACACGCAGAAUCAAAUUGAUAAAUUACGUCCGCUGUUGAAACUCAUCAUACAAAGGACUAAGGAAUUACAAGCAGAGAUAGAGCAAGAUAUUUCCAGGAAAUACAAGAAUAGGACGGUAUAUUUAACCGGAGGUGUAAGUACGUUGUAAGUUUCAGACAAUGGAGAAAAAAAAUUGUUGACUUAUGUGUUAAAUGUAAAUAAUAUCUACAUUAACAUAAUAUGAUUUCGCAUUUACGAUUGUAAAAUAUAUACACAAUAUAAUUUUUUUACUGUUA
This is a messenger RNA of Wasmannia auropunctata (little fire ant), 1761 nucleotides long. Its product is annotated as CDK5 regulatory subunit-associated protein 3. The transcript has 9 exons. Bases 93 to 1634 code for a protein of 513 amino acids. Gene Ontology annotation, cellular component: endomembrane system. Gene Ontology annotation, biological process: regulation of mitotic cell cycle; regulation of cyclin-dependent protein serine/threonine kinase activity. The record is from RefSeq and is a predicted model, not a curated record. Lineage: Eukaryota; Metazoa; Arthropoda; Insecta; Hymenoptera; Formicidae.